UGAGUGUUCAAAGAAUUCAUUUGGUGCGUCGUGUUUCCUUGAUACCGACCUCUCUCAGUCCAUACGAUCCAUCUUUGGUUCUCAAGCACUUCAACUCCCAACUCCUACGUCACUCACUCACUCACUCAUUCCUCGAGCGGACGGAGAGAAUUCGUGUCUCUCGCCCCGAUCUCUCUCUUUCUGUGUUUCUCUCGCUCUUCAUCUCUCUCCUCUUUUUUUCUAUGAGAGCCUUUUCCGACGAGGUAGAUACUCAGUUCACUCUGACUCCCAAGGGUGAUCCAAAGAGGGUCUGCAAGAGGACACAAAAGAGGGCCAUAUCUUGAUUGGAUAUCAUUCGAACUACGUUCCUUAACUGGAUCGUUUAGAAGUAUUGAUAAGGCGGUUCCAAUUGAGAAACGAUGGCCUUGUCACUAGACAAUACAACCCAAAUGGACCUGGACUGUCCUGAAUAUGGUCCUUAUAGCGACUAUUACAUCCAGCAAGUGAGGUUUUGGGUGGAAGGCGUGAUCCAAACCAUUGUGGCAAUCCCUGGAUUAAUUGGAAAUAUUGUGUUUAGCCUUUUACUUACAAGGAAAGACCUUCGGAACUCCUUCAACCUUCUUCUCGUGGCUCUGGCCUUUUUCGACAGUUGUUACAUUAUUGGUGCGGUUCUCGAGACACUCAGAACCAGCUUUGACUUGGCCUCGGAUAUUCAUUUGAUGCUAUUCCCAUAUCUACUUUACCCAGGACAAAAUAUUGCGAUGACCGUCUCAAUCUUUCUAAUUGUGGCGAUUGCUUUUGAGAGAUUCCUGGCCGUUCGAAAUCCGAUUGACUAUAAUCAGGCCAUGAAUGAUGCCGCAGCCAUUCGACUUCGUCUACUGAAGUUUCUGUUGCCGGUUAUCAUUUUUUCCGUCCUCUUCAACUUGCCUAUGUUCUUUGAAUCAACUUACGUGACGGUGACGAGAAAUGUAAGGAUGGGGUAAAAAACGAGGCAAGCACCAGCUCCCAAGAAGAUGGGAAAGGCAUCACAACCGCCGCCCAAUCGGCCUCAAAAGGAGCAACUCAAACGGCCGAAAAUGGGCAGAAGCUCUCCAUAGAUGCAAUUAGUGGCGGAGGGCCCCCUCAAAAACAGAUUCAGGAGAACAAAGCCUCGAAUGCUAAAAGAAGACGCUCUGAGGAUAAGAUGGCCAUGAUAUUUGUGGCCAUUGUCACUGGCUUUCUUCUCUCGAACUCCCCUCGAAUUCUUCUCAACUUCCAUGAAGUGGUGGUCUUGGACAACGCCAUGGCUUGUUCAAGAGCGGGUUUCAGGUCAUUUCCUGUUUGGUGUCGCAUUCUCACCUCGUUCAGCCAUCUCUUUUUGGUUCUGAACAGUUCCAUCAACAUCCUCUUCUAUUGUAUGUUCAAUUCCCAAUUUCGGGUGGAAGCUCGAAAAGCUCUAAAUGAAAUGUUCGAGAAAUGUUCAAGGAGAGAUGAAAGCGGUGGGCUCCAUUGUCAGAAUGCCUCAAGAGAUCGAAUCUCUCCACAAAGGAACAAACUCAAAAACACGAACACAAACCCAAAUUCUUCGUCAGAAAUGGACGAGGCUCUCCUCUCGAAUUCUGGAGUCAAUGCGACCAAGGUCUAAAAAGUUAAAGGCCUCAAGACGAGACAAGAAAAAUGAGCCUACACACAAGAUCACUUUAACACAACUUAUGUUCGUUCCAACUUGCGGACCUAAUCAUCAUAGAUAGCGGUUUCCCACAGUCAUGACUUGGAAGCAAGGCUCUACAUCAACCACUAGGUAUAUCUAAUGUCUACCGAUACAUGUUGCACAACUCGCUCUUGUGCAAGAGAUAACGUUGAGUAGUACAACUUGCGAUGCCCAGGGGGUGUCUUAAUGAGAGAGGAAACCGGAGAGCGCCUGACUAGGAAUGGAAGUCAAAUGAGGAAGGCCCGUAAGGACAACUUGACAGCAAGAGACAGUCGAGCCAUCAGAGACAAUCCAUUCAUCUACAUAGUACAAACGCAAACCCUGUGCUCUUGUUCCAGUUAGAUAAUCAUUCUCCGAGAAGAAUAUGGUUCAUCUCCUUUCUAGCGAACUUGCUCACUCGGUCGGUUCUGGGUUGGUUGCCUGGCAGGCAUCGAAGGAUAAGCUUAUUUUUCAAGACAUAUGAGGCCCUUGGGGUUGAGAAAGAUUGUCAUUGAUAUUAGCAUAAUUGACCCAAAAGAGGUGCAUGUCAAAAGUAUCUGUUGAAUAUUCGUUCCAGAAAAUAAAUCAAUUCUUCUUCUUGUG
Molecule: messenger RNA, 2251 nt
Organism: Tigriopus californicus
Lineage: Eukaryota; Metazoa; Arthropoda; Copepoda; Harpacticoida; Harpacticidae
Biological process (GO): G protein-coupled receptor signaling pathway
Cellular component (GO): membrane
Molecular function (GO): G protein-coupled receptor activity
Source: RefSeq, a predicted model, not a curated record